AUGGUGGACUCGCAAUUCUGUGGGAACACCGUUUCUAUGGUCAAAGUUUACCUUUUGAGCUGGACCUUGAAACUGGGAUCGCAGUGGAUGGUUAUGAGGCAUACAAAUAUCACACUGUUGAGCAAGUUUGUUAACCCCCUCCAUCUCCUUACGCUGCCUACUUACUCGGUGCAGGCUCUACAGGACACGGUCUACUUUUCGGAGAACUUUCAUCCACCCACCCUUAGCAGGUUUUGGUCCGCUUUAUCCCCACACAACACACCAUGGGUUUUUAUCGGCGGAAGCUACCCUGGCAUUCGCGCCGCCCUAGCACGGAAACGCAACCCCGAGACAUGGUUCGCCAGCUGGGCAUCCUCAGCACCCGUUCAAGCACAGGUCGACAUGUCCGUAUACUACAGCACUAUGCAACACGUCAUUCCCAGAAACUGCUCGAUGGACCUACACGCUGCAGUAACACACGCCGAUACCAUAUUGGAUAGUGGGACACAUGAGGAGAUAGCUGAAGUCCGACAAGCAGUGUACAUGACAGGACUGUUGGUCUCAUUGGACUCACCGGGGUUAAGAGCUGGCAUACUUUCACCUUACAAGGACUUCCCAACUUCGCCAUCCGAGAUGAGUCUGUGGACGAUCGCGCAGAUACUGGCCAUUCCCUUCCAGCACACAUCCCGCAGUUUCCAGAUGCAGGGAUUUUCCCAGUCACUGCGACAAUUCUGUGACGAUAUGGAGCAUUACAACAUCAAAUCCGCACCUCCUUUUCCUUCUCCGUCUUUGGCGGAGGAGUCCAAUCUGGCUUCCUGGGUUGAAUUUCUAGAAAGCCCUCUGCGUAACAAGCAGAUGCCUACUUCGAUUGGUUUGGCUACCACACACAACUCGUCCACAGCUUUCAAUGCGCUCCUUUCAGCUAUCUACCGAAAGGUCAAAGAUGAGAGAAGUAAGGAAAGCACAUCUCCACUAGGUGCAUCGCCAUUUCCGGCAGAUCGUAUAAGUUGGAUGUGGCAGUACUGCAGCGAGUUCGGCUAUCUCCAGGUGAGGCUGAUUCACAACCACCAUGCCAUCUUAGCUGACAAGAAGGACCAGGUGGCCAAUAUUAGCAACCCACUGAACUUCAUUUCACGAUUCUACAACGUUUCAAGUACACAAUCCUUAGUCUGCAAAUCAAUAUUCCCAUACCUACCAACGCUCACAACCCCCAAUGUAAGCUCAAUCAAUCAGUAUGGAGGCUGGAAUAUCAGCGUGUCUAAUGUCAUGUUUUCGAACGGACAAUACGACCCGUGGCGAGUUCUAGGGGUCCAUGCGGACACAACCAUCAAUCCAAGCGCCCUAAUCAGACAAUCGACAAAGGUCAUUCCCAAGUGCAAUGAUGUUCCACAAGACAAUGCGGUGUUUGGCCAGUGUUACGGUGGUCAGGUCCACGUUAGCGAUCUUCUGGCCUCAAUGAACACUCCAAUUUCUGGACAGCCAUCCCCUUUUGAGCUUGGCUUUAUUCUGUUUUCAGAUGCUCUCAAGGAGUGGUUUCAAUGUUUCAAUAAUUCCAAUUAG
Messenger RNA from Penicillium hordei, 1539 nucleotides. RefSeq lists its product as uncharacterized. The transcript is spliced from 4 exons. Gene Ontology annotation, molecular function: dipeptidyl-peptidase activity; serine-type exopeptidase activity. Gene Ontology annotation, biological process: proteolysis. The record is from RefSeq and is a predicted model, not a curated record. Bases 1 to 1539 code for a protein of 512 amino acids. Lineage: Eukaryota; Fungi; Ascomycota; Eurotiomycetes; Eurotiales; Aspergillaceae.